Messenger RNA from Cucumis sativus (cucumber), 1380 nucleotides. RefSeq names its product transcription factor MYB44. NCBI's taxonomy places the organism in Eukaryota, Viridiplantae, Streptophyta, Magnoliopsida, Cucurbitales, Cucurbitaceae. Gene Ontology annotation, cellular component: nucleus. Gene Ontology annotation, biological process: regulation of DNA-templated transcription. Bases 283 to 1074 code for a protein of 263 amino acids. The transcript has a single exon. The record is from RefSeq and is a predicted model, not a curated record. Gene Ontology annotation, molecular function: RNA polymerase II cis-regulatory region sequence-specific DNA binding; DNA-binding transcription factor activity, RNA polymerase II-specific.
UGUAGUAUAUAGCCUAAAGUGAAAGUCGGUUUUCACAAACACCUUCCUAAUACGUGUGCUCAUCUCGCCACCGUUAAAUGACGCGUGUCCCUUUGACAGCUGUUUUCUUUUUCUACUAACUGAAACGGCUAUCACCUCUCACCUCUCACCUCUCCCCUCUCCCCUCUCCACUUAUAAAAUCCCUUCCCCCUUUUUUCCUCCUUUUCUCUCUUCUUCUCUAUUACCAACAACACCAUCCCCCCCUUCUUCUCUCUUACACUCUUCCCCCUAUUUUUUCUUUUAAUGGCUACCAUCACUGACCGUAUUAAGGGUCCUUGGAGUCCCGAUGAGGAUGAGUUGCUCCGCCGUCUCGUCCAUAACUACGGCCCUAGGAAUUGGUCUCUUAUUAGCAAGUCUAUCCCUGGUCGAUCUGGUAAAUCCUGUCGUCUUAGGUGGUGUAAUCAGCUUUCCCCUGAAGUCGAGCACCGUCCCUUCACUUCUGAUGAAGAUGAUACUAUUAUCCAGGCUCACUCUAGAUUUGGUAACAAGUGGGCCACCAUUGCUCGUCUUCUUAAUGGUCGCACCGACAACGCUAUCAAAAACCACUGGAACUCUACUCUCAAGCGUAAAUCUUCAUCCUCUGCCCCUGAAGAUGACCAUCCUCUUAAGAGAUCCACCAGUGCUUCUGCCCCCCCUUUGUAUUUUAAUCCCAGUAGUCCAUCUGGCUCCGACUUGAGCGAUUCUAGUCUCUCUGGAAUGUCUUCUUCCCAGGUCUGUAAGCCUUUCCCGCCCGUUCCACCUCUGAUUUCUCAUUCAAAUCAUCCCCCCAUGGACACAACCUCCAUCGAUCCUCCCACCUCUCUCACGCUCUCUCUCCCUGGAUCCGACUCCGGUGACGCACCUAAACAUAUGUCCGAAGCCAAUCGGAUUGAGAAGCAGUUCUUCAGUGCGGAGUUCUUGGGUGUGAUGCAAGAAAUGAUUAGAAAAGAAGUGCAGAGCUACAUGUCUGGGAUGGAACAGAAUGGACUGUGUUUGCAGACGGAGGCUAUCACCAACGCAGUCGUAAAACGGAUUGGAAUAAGAAAGAUCGAUUAGAAAUUAGAUGACGAAGAAGUCAUCGGCUUUCCUUACGCCGCUGCUCCAAUCUCUUGAAGACUUCACCUUUUUCUGUUUAUUAUUUUUUUUCUUUUUUUUUUCUUUUCUCCUUCUCCCCAUCCCCAAAACUAUAGACGAGAAUAAAUUUUGGUAGUGUACAUAAGGAAGAACAAUCAAAUUGGGGGUCUGUGGGUUGAACAACGUAGACAAGAACUUCAAAUAUAUAUAUAUAUAUAUAUCGUAUAUGAAUGAUAGAACUUAGAUCAUCAGUUCAAGAGGGUGAUCUUUUGGCAUGUUUAUGCAAAA